Molecule: messenger RNA, 2157 nt
Organism: Poeciliopsis prolifica (blackstripe livebearer)
Lineage: Eukaryota; Metazoa; Chordata; Actinopteri; Cyprinodontiformes; Poeciliidae
Exons: 10
Coding region: 327-1265 (312 amino acids)
Source: RefSeq, a predicted model, not a curated record
GUCUUGGAAGUCACAAGAGAGGCCACCAAAGUCGUCCGACUUGAGCUUCGUUGAAAAUCUCAUAGGAUUGGAGGAAAGUCAAGAACAUUGACGACUUGAAGACCUUUCCCCUCCAGACUGCAGGGUUAAAACAUCUCAGGAACGCUAUGAAUCAUGAUUGCAGCAGCAGGACGUUGGUUGGUGAGAAUAGAGAAGUGAGGGAGUGAUGAGUCUGAACGAAAACACUCUCGGCUUGAGGAAGGAGGAAGUCACAGCACACAACCAGGUGAAUGUAAUGAGAAGAAGUGUUGGCCACAGAGUGAAGCUGCCAUCUGUCAGGUGGUAAAAUGUCUGUCGACGGCACGAAGCUGCUGUUUGAGGGGUUUCUGCAAAAAAGAAAAGACACUUUGAAAAUAAGAUGGGUGACCUACUGGUUCAGGCUUCAAAACACUACUUUGUUUUUCUAUACCAAGAAAAAUGGCGGUGCUUCACACUUAAGAGGCUAUUACUACAUUUACACAGUCCAGUCGGUGCGAGAGGUCCAGAGAACCGACAAGAAGCACUUUCUAUUUGAAAUCGUCAUGACCAAUGGCAAGAAAAAGAUGUUGGCAGCAGAGACAGCCGCCCUCAGAAAAGAGUGGGUUGGACACCUUUGGCAGGCAAUGCACCUCUCCACUUCUGGACUCUUGGACUCUAGAGACCCAGACCUGGAGCUGUUCGAUCAGCGAGGGAGUUUAAGCAGCAACAUGUCCGUCUCCCUGUGCAGCGACAGCGUGAGGGAGGUGCAGCCGACUCGCCCUCUCUCCGUCUCCUCAGAGCACAUCUACUCAGAGACCGAGGGCCUCACUUCGUCCAUCCGCCCGCCUGAGGACGAGGACAGCGAUGACGCAACGUACCAGAACCUGCGAAGACCCCUCACCUCCGACGAGCCCACCGAAGACCCCGAGCGGUCUUCAAUGGGCUCUUCAAGCCCACCAAUGAGUUGUGAAGAGCAACAACAGGACGGCCUCUAUGACGUCUUACCUGCCAGAAAAAGUACAUGUGAAGCCCUUCCAACACAAACACAUGAUGCUGUGUACGAUUUCCCUUUGUCUUACAAGACAUCUAGUGGGAACCAAGACGGAGUGUAUGACGUCCCUGUUUCUGACCACAAAGGUGGAAUCUACGACGUCCCCACGUCUCUACGCAAAGACGAGGUCUACGACGUCCCGGCCCAUCUGUUGAGGAAAAAGGGCGAUCACACUGAAGACGAGCAGCCAGAAGGGGAAACCUACUGGAGGAUAUGAAGAGAGGCAAGCAACUAAUCAGGAGCUCUUUUCUUUUUUACUCCACGCUAAAACUAAAGCUGUGCAGUAUGUUGUAUUAUAAUCGCAGUAUGAAUGUUUGCAGUAUUGUAAUCACAAAAACAAACAAACAAGCAAAAAAAAAAAACAGAUUGGAUGCGUUAUUCAGCAGGUUGCUGUAUUUUAUGUGCCCUGCUUGACAACAAUGUAUUUCAGCACUUGGAUUGACUUUUAAAGCAUAAUGUUGUGGAAAAUAAGAUUGAGGAUAAUGUGAGUUAAUCACAGUCCAUAUCAUCAUCGCUUCACAUUUAUUAAUAAUGACAUCAUAACUUUUUUUCCCUCUAACAUUGUGCAUCCAGAGCCAAACGUUAUUUAUUUUUCUUACUUAAAACUACAGCUACGGUUAAAAGUUUGGACAGGAACAGUUUAUUUUUGUUGCAUCCUGAAGAUGAUUUAAAAACAUUUCUCAUGUUUUCAAUGACUGGGAUAAGGAUAUUGGCUCGUUAAGCCUUCACCCCGUGCAUGGUUUACGCCAACAGAGGUGGGACUCAUACACAUUAAACUGCAGCAGUUGGAUAUCGUCAUAUUUAUGUAUUAAAAUCCUAUCACUCUUUAAAUAAAUUAUUUUUUAUGAGUCUCAAAUCUUAUAUUAUUAAAUUAUAUAUUUGAACUGAAGGAGGAACCUAAUUUUACACGUAAAUUAAAAGGAAUAUAUCUGGAGAUAUAUUACAAUAUUAACAUUUAAAUUAAGAAAUGAAUGAUAAUGUUGAAUACAGUCACUAUUAGGAAUUACCCUAACAUUGAUAAAUUAGAUUGCUUUUGUUUACAACAAAUGAAAACAUACAAACAGGGGAACUUUUGAGAGGAACUGAGAAUAAAACAACCAGAUGAUCAA